Messenger RNA from Rotaria sordida, 246 nucleotides. The record is from the annotation of a GenBank genome assembly. Lineage: Eukaryota; Metazoa; Rotifera; Eurotatoria; Philodinida; Philodinidae.
AUGCUCAAUUUCGAGUAUAACUUGAUUGUACUCAAAAUUCUUCUUUUAUCAAUCGAAGAUUUAGCUAAAACAAGUAUUACUGGUAUCAUAGUACUUGAUACACUUCGUCAAAGUCGAAUACGACAUAUGAUACUUGUUGAUCGAUGUAGAUUAAUCCAGAUAUUGUCAUUUACUAUAAAAGAAUUUCGUGAACUUACUAAAUUAACUGGUUUACAAUCAAUGUUAAACAAAGAAGAUUUUAAUUGA